Messenger RNA from Diabrotica virgifera virgifera (western corn rootworm), 10044 nucleotides. Its product is annotated as zinc finger protein 235-like. The record is from RefSeq and is a predicted model, not a curated record. The transcript has 6 exons. Lineage: Eukaryota; Metazoa; Arthropoda; Insecta; Coleoptera; Chrysomelidae. Bases 203 to 1750 code for a protein of 515 amino acids. Gene Ontology annotation, biological process: regulation of transcription by RNA polymerase II. Gene Ontology annotation, molecular function: RNA polymerase II cis-regulatory region sequence-specific DNA binding; DNA-binding transcription factor activity.
AAGUAAAGGUGGCUAUGCUUCUAUGCUAUGCUACGAUCUACGAUUCUCAUUUGUUUCAUCGAUUUCGAUUUUAUUAAUAACUUAGCUGCUUCCAUAACAUCAAGAAAAUUGUUGAAUUAUAAAUAAAAGUGAUCAACAAAAAACAAAUUACAGUACGAAAAUAAUAUGGUGUCUUUAGUCAGUGAUUUACUAAACUAUCACUAUGGAAUUUAACAUUAAUGAAAAAUUUGUUCAAGAUGAACAAAAGUAUAUAGAGGGUCAGCUAUUCAAAUCAACAGAUCCUGGGAACUUGAAACAUGAACCAGAAGAUAACUCAACUAUGGAAGUGAAAGCUGAAAUUAAGGAAGAGUUUGUUGAAGUUGGCCAAGGAUACUCCGAGAGUCCACUAUCCAUGUCCCUUGAUUUGGGAGGUUUGAAGAAUGAAUCAGAUGAGUGUAAUUCAGGUUUUUCUCAGAAGAAAUUAUUGGAAAUGGAAAUUACGAAAAUGUUACCUGAAAAUACAUCCAAUACAAAACAACAACUAAGUCUUAAAGUUGAAGAAACGUCAUUAAAACAUAUUUGUGCUAAAGAUUUACCUUCCAAAAAUAAUUUCAAUGGAUGUAAAAAAUACCAAAUUGGAGAAGGACUUUAUAAAUGUGAAAUUUGUUUUAAGCAGUUUAGCAAAGCAGGCAAUUUGAAAGGACAUUUGAUCUUGCACACUGGACAAAAGCCUUACAAGUGUGAAAUUUGCUUUAAGCAAUUUUCUCAAAAAGCUCACUUGAAACCACACUUGAGAACACACACUGGAGAUAAACCUCACAAGUGUGAAAUUUGUUUCAAGCAGUUUAGUCGAGCAAGUCAUUUGAAAACACAUUCUAGAGUUCACACAGGAGAAAAAUCUCACAAGUGUGAAAUUUGUUUUAAGGUGUUUUCUGAGAAAGGUCAUUUGAAGAGUCAUUUAAGAACUCAUACUGGAGAAAAACCGUACGAGUGUGAAAUUUGUUUAAAGCGAUUUAAUGAAUCAGGAGCAUUGAAAGUGCACUUGAGAAUACACAGUGGAGAAAAGCCAUAUGAAUGUGAAAUUUGCUUUAAGCAGUUUAGUGAAGAACGAGCAUUGAAAAGGCAUUCCAAAGUACACACUGGAGAAAAGCUUUUUAAAUGUGAAAUUUGUUUUAACCGAUUUAGUGAAUCGGGAAGUUUAAAAAGGCAUUCGAGACUACACACUGGUGAAAAGCCCAACAAGUACAAGUGUGAAAUUUGUCUUAAGCAAUUUAAUCAAGCAUGUGAAUUGAAAAAUCAUUCCAGAGUGCACACUGGGGAGAAGCCUUACAAGUGUGAUAUUUGUUUGAAACAGUUUUCUGUAUCAUCUUAUUUGAAACAUCAUUUGAAAUUGCAUACUGGAGAAAAUCCAUAUCAGUGUGAAAUUUGUUUCAAAUCGUGUACUCAAGCAUCCGAUUUGAAAAAGCAUUUGAGAGUGCACACUGGUGAAAAACCUUUCAAAUGUGAAAUAUGCUUUAAACUGUAUAGUGAAUCAGGUACCUUGAAACAACAUAUGAGAAUGCAUACUGGGGAAAGACCUUACAAGUGUGAAAUCUGUUUUAAGCAAUUUAUUCGUACUGGUGAUUUGAAAUCACAUUUAAGAAUGCACACUGGAGAAAAACCGUACAAAUGCGAAAUUUGUUUCAAGCAGUUUAGGCAAGGAAAUAAGUUGAAAAGACAUUUGGUAGUGCACACUGAAGAAAAACUGGAAAAGUGUGAAACUUACGAUUAAAAGUCGUCACAGGGAUCCUCGAGGACUCGCGUGUAAUGAAUUCGGCACCGCUUCAAUAUUCUGUGGUUUGCGAGCAGUUCUGACACUGCCACCUCUUUUUUUGAUCUUGAACCACUACUUUCACAUUUCCUAACCAAAGUCUUAAUAGGUUAGACGGAACUGCAGCUCGGGGCGGCAAAUGCUAGUGUAAAAACGCUCUUGUACACGCACAAAACUUUCACCAUUUUGGUAAUAAGCUUCCACAGCAAAAGCGCGUUGUUCACCUGACCACGUCUCCAUGAUAACUAAACUUCCCACUCUCUAGAUUCACAACGUUUACGUCGCAAGCCUGCCGCUCCUCUCUUUUAUAGUCAGCAGCGUUGUCAAAUCGUACCGUUUCACUGAAUACCCUUGUAUCAUCAUCACUAUCUUUAUCUAUCGCUGCUCUGAAGAGUUUUAUAGAACUGCAUUUAAACCAGUCCCUUAAAUUCUUCAACCAUGACACUCUCCUUUUUCCUAUACUCCAGUCUUAGCACUUAAUAUCGCUGUCCCCUCAUUACGUGUCUCAGAUAUUGUAACUUUCUUAUUUUUAUUAUGUUUAUUAUUUCGUAUUAUUUGCACAUUUCUCACAGUACUUCAGUGUUCGUUUUCUUCUGUGUCAAUGCUAUUCUAAGCAUCCUUCUGUAACACCACAUUCCAAGUGAAUGUAGCUUGUUUAUGUGUUCUUUCUUCAAUGUCUAGCUUCAAGUCCAUAUUGCAGUAUCGAAAACACGUACAGUUCACCAAAUAUAGCUGAAAGUGUAAAAUUACCAUUGCCUGCGCUAACAAUGAAAUGAGAACGCACAUACAAACGGUCUGGACCGUCAGUGCGAGUGCGAGUGCGAGGUCCGUCGUUUGAGGAAUGCGCAUCAUGAUCGUAGUUAUUUUCACACUUUCAGGUAUAUUUGGUGAACUGUAGCAUCUCAAAGCUCUUAAGCCGGCUACUCACGAUACUGCGGCGUCGUUCAAUUUUGUCGAAUUCAACUAAUUGACAAAAAUUUUGAUCGUGUGUGACCGUGGAUCCAACAAAAUCGUUACAAUUUUACCACAGAGAGACUAGCUUGUCUGCUGCAGUACUGCAGAAUUGAUAUCGACGAUUUUAUCGAACGACACCGUGAGUGGCCGGCUUUACUCUCAGUUCUAAUCUUUUAGUCUCAGCUUAAUUCAUACCAGGUCUAUCAGAUGUUUCCAAAAGCACAUUAAACAGGUAUGAAAGACUCUUCAACAAUUAUUGAUUCGGUGAGGAAACAAUAGACUGUGGGAAAGACUGUUUAAGCAAUUUAGUCGAGCAAGCCAUUUUGAAAACACAUUCGAGAGUACACACUGGAGAAAAACCUCAUAAGUGUGAAAUUUGUUUUAAGCAGUUUUCUGAGAAAGUUCAUUAGAGAACUCAUACUGGAGAAAGACAGUACGAGUGUGAAAUUUGUUUAAAGCGAUUUAAUGAAUCAGGAGUAUUGAAAGUGCACUUGAGAAUACACAGUGGAGAAAAGCCAUAUGAAUGUGAAAUUUGUUUUAAGCAGUUUAGUGAACGACGAGCAUUAAAAAGGCAUUCCAAAGUACACACUGGAAGAAAGCCCAACAAGUACAAGUGUGAAAUUUGUCUUAAGCAAUUUAAUCAAGCAUGUGAAUUGAAAAAUCAUUCCAGAGUGCACCUUGGAGAGAAGCCUUACAAGUGUGAUAUUUCUUUGAAGCAGUUUUCUGUAUCAUCUUAUUUGAAACAUCAUUUGGGAUUGCAUACUGGAGAAAAUCCAUACCAGUGUGAAAUUUGUUUCAAAUCGUGUACUCAAGCAUCCGAUUUGAAGAAGCAUUUGAGAGUGCACACUGGUGAAAAACCUUUCAAAUGUGAAAUAUGCUUUAAGCUGUUUAGUGAAUCAGGUACCUUGAAACAACAUAUGAGAAUGCACACUGGAGAAAGACCUUACAAGUGUGAAAUCGUGUUUUAAGCAAUUUGUUCGAACUGGUAAUUUGAAAUCACAUUUAAGAAUGCACACUGGAGAAAAACCGUACAAAUGCGAAAUUUGUUUCAAGCAGUUUAGGCAAGGAAAUAAGUUGAAAAGUCAUUUGGUAGUGCACACUGAAAAAAAACUGUAAAAGUGUGAAACUUAAAACGAUUAAAAGUCGUCACAGGGAUCUUCGAGGACUCGCGUCUAAUGAAUUUGGCACCGCUUCAAUAUUCUGUGCUGUGCGAGCAGUUCUGACACUGCCACCUUUUUUUUUGUGAUGUUGAACUAAUACUUUCAAAUUUCCUAAUCCAAGUCUUAAUAGCCAUGUUAGACGGAACUGCAGCUCGGGGCGGCAAAUGCUAGUGUAAACGAAACGCUCGUUGUACACGCACAAAACUUUCACCAUUUUUGUAAUAAGCUUCCACAGCAAAAGCGCGUUGUUCACCUGACCACGUCUCCAUGAUAAUUAAAAUUCCCACUCUCUACAUUCACAACGUUUACGUCGCAAGCCCGCCGCUCCUCUAUUUUAUAGUCAGCAGCGUUGUCAAAUCGUACCGUUUCACUGAAUCACCUUGUAUCAUCAUCACUAUCUUUAUCUACCGCUGCUCUGAAGAGUUUUAUUUAUUUCUUUAUACGGGCAAGCCCAAUUCGGUAAUACAUUAAUAAGAUAUUGAUAAUUACAGUGUUGAAUAUAUAAGAAUAAAAUGAGAGAGUACAAAACAUUUAAAAAGACAUGACAAAGUAAAAUAAUUACAAAACAUUAAUUACUAACAAAUAACAAGGUAAUGACAUUGCUAAAUAUUUAAUUUGGUUAAAUGGUUCUUAAAAUCAUCAACAGAGUUACCAAAAAGUAAAAGGUCACCUAGGGAGUUAGCAAGUCUUAUGCCCGAUUUCAUCAACGAUACCUAAACAGUUGCCUUAUUAAGUAAUUCUUAUCGAUAGGCACUUCCUAAGUCUAUACUUAAGAACAAUAGCGUUUCACAACUAAAAUAACUGCUUAUCUAGGAAAUUCUUUGCUAGGUAUUAAUUCGGGUACGUUUGAACUAUUUUUGAUAAAUAAAAAGAAGAAUCAGAUGACAUUACAUUACUUUUUGGAUUAUUUGUCAUUAUUGUUUGUUUGCCAAGUUGGUUUUAUUCAGUUUUGUACUGUUUAGUUAUUUUAUUUAGUAGUUAGUUAUUUGUGAAUUACGUUUGUUACGUUUUGUAUGUUAUUUGUACAGGGAAAUGGAGGAAAAGAAAAGAGUUGUAAAUUUCACAUAGGUAUGACGAAAAAUUAAAGUUAGUUGAAUUGUCAUUAAUGAAAUCAUUUUAAAAUAAAUAAUAUGUUGAACAUUGCUUCUUUUAUUAUUAAUUUUUAAUGACACACUUUUAGUGAUAUCAUGAAUGUGUUUUUGAAACACAACUCUAGUUUGUUAGGUAGUAGGUAGACUACAUAAUUUUGUCAAUAGACCUGUAAAAAACUUUUUUUUCUAUAUAUGAUUUUCUAUAUUUUCCAACACAUAAUAUAUUAUUAAUAUAAAAGAAAAUACACAAUUACAAGUACAACUAAUAUACCUAAUAUUACAGAAUAACAGAAAAAUUAAGGUAAAAAGCAAAUUAUUGACAAACGUCACAAGCACAUUAGUCAAAAUUGUAAAAAAAUAACCUGACUGUCAACGAUAAGUAAUACCUAAAGUUUAGGGAGAUCUAAAAACGUAUCCUACCGUAAGGUAAUGCUUACGCGGUUUAGGCAAUUAUUAUCGUAUGGUGAAAUCCGUUUUAGAGUUAGGAAGUACCUAAACCCACUUAGGUAAUUCUUAAAUAUUUAGGUAUCGUUGGUGAAAUCGGGCAUUAGUGUUCUAGGAACAAAAGUAAAAUAUGAGUAAUUAUAUCUAUGAAAAGAAAUAUGAAAGGUUUGAAUUUGUCUUGUUGAUCGUGGUGGAACAAACAACAAUAUUUUAGCAAGUUCAGGGCAGUAAUAUAUGCCAUUGAUAAUAUUAAACAAUACUGUAAGAUCUUUACGCUUCCUACGGACAUCCAGAGAAGAGAUAUUCAAAAAUCGUGCCAUAUAUGUAUAAUUAUAAUUGAUGUGUUUUUUGAACCCAAUAUAUCUAAGAAAAUUAUGUUGAACACUAUCAAGUUUGUUCUUGAGGUGUAAAUAAUGUGGGGACCAAACUGGAGAACAGUAGUCAAGGUGCGUCCUGACUAAAGAACAAUAGAGCAUUUUAAUAGCGAACACGUUCGUGAAAUCACGAGUUGUCCUUUUAACAAAGCCAAGCAUUUUCAUGGAUCUUUGAGUAAUAUUGUUGAUGUGAUGGUUAAAGCUCAGAGAGGAAUCAAGAACAACACCUAAAUCUUUAAUUGAGUCUACCAUAUCCAAUAAUUGAUCAUUUAUGGUAUAAUUAAAUACUGAUAAAUGAUGAUUCCGACAAAACCGGAUAAUGUGACACUUGUUGACAUUCAAAUCCAUCCCAUUAUCAAGACACCAGUUGGCUAAAUUAUCUAAAUCUGAUUGCAAUGAUAUUGCAUCAUCUUGGUUAUUAAUGAUUUGAUAACAUUUAAGAUCAUCAGCGAAUAAGAGAGCAGAAACUUUAUAGAACUGCAUUUAAACCAGUCUCUUAAAUUCUUCAACCAUGGCACUCUCCUUCUUCCUAUACUCCAGUCUUAGCACUUAAUAUCGCUGUCCCCUCAUUACGUGUCCCAGAUAACGCUUCUCUGUCACUUUCUUAUUUUUAUUAUGUUUAUUAUUUCGUAUUCUUUGCUCAUUUAUCACAAUACUUCCGUGUUCGUUUUCUUCUGUGUCCAUGCUAUUCUAAGCACCCUUCUGUGACACCACAUUUCAAGUGACUGUAGCUUGUUUAUAUGUUCUUUCUUCAAUGUCUAGCUAUUCUUUCUUCAAUAGUCCAUAUUGCAGUAUCGAGAAUAUAUAGCAUCUCAAAGUUCUAAUGUUCUUCGGUUCUAAUGUAAGGUCUUUGUUGCAGAGAAAUGUGUUCAUUUUUUACAAACGCAUUUCUUGCUAUUUUUAACCUGGUCCUUAUUUCUGCUGUUUGAUUAUUAUUUCCACGUUCAGGCCUGACUGGUAAAAAGCCAAUCUAUUUCAGAGUCACAAUAGAGCGCUCAUUAUAAUAUAGGUUCCACUGUGAAAAAAAAAACACGAAAGAAUGUGAAUGCGUUCAACAACCUUUCCUUUUAAGAAAACUUAAUAAUAGUAAAUGGGGUACCAAACCCUCAGUACGAAGAUCAGUAGCGCAGGCGCUAUGCUUCCCAUUGGCGGAAUGCGUAUACAAAGUAUGCAAGAUAUCCACACACGCUAAGAUAGUAAAUGCCAGUCUGAACACUUUCAAACUCAUUGCCGGUUGUAUAAGAUCGACCCCCUCUGGAUAAACUGUAUAAAGCUUCAGGCCUCUCGGAUCCUGACUCCCGUAAAACGGACCACAAAUUCACCGUAAGUUCCAAAACAAACCUUCGACAACUGCCACUCCCACGUUUUGGUCAAGAACCGUAUCAUGGCAGACAAAUCAAGACAGUAUUUCCUUAGCGCCCUGCUAAACAAACUACCACUCUGUUAUCCACUAACCACGAACAGAAACUCCACAAAGUGUGAUCUCAAGCGACUGGUUAAUGUGACGCAUGCUGAACUGGUGUAGCGCCGACUAAGUUAAACCUUAUUAAAUUGGUUCUCCUGAACGGUAAUGACAAGUGUGACUGCUGUCACAAUACAGAACAUGGAACACCUACUAACCUGCCCAAACUGCCCUCAUAAAUGCACUCUCUGUCUUAUGGACAGGCAACCACCAAUACUGGGCUCAGAAACUAUAGUUUUCCAGACAUCAAAAAAUAAAAUGUAAUUGUAGCUUGGCAAUUUCUAAGAAGACGUCAGAAAAACAAAGAGAAAAUGCUUCGAUAUUGGAUUCACCCACUACUUGAAUUUAACAGGUUCCAUAUUCCAGCAACUGUUUCAAGAACUGUUGAACCUUUAUCCUGAGAAAUUUAAGGAAUAUUGUAGUGGAAAUUUGUAGGUCUGAAUAUGGAGAAAAAAGACACUCAUUAUCCAAAGUCAAUUUAAUCAGAAGGAUGUUUAUUAAUCGCUUUAAGAUAUUUGGUGGCAGGUGAUAGUUUUAAAACUCUUGGAUUUCAAUUCUAUCGAGGUGAUACAACUAUUGGAAGAAUAGUGAAAGAAACAACCGAAGCAAUAUGGAGUAGUUUGCAACCUCUAUUUAUGCCGAUUGCAACUAAAGAGUUAUGGAAAUGCAACUUUCAUCGGUACAACGCUUGUUGAAUUUGCCAUAUUGCAUUGCAGCAAUCGAUGGCAAGCAUAUUCGUGUGAAAAAAUUUGCUAAUAGUGACUCUAGUACUUUUAAUUACAAAGAAUAUUUUUCGCUGAUGUUAAGGGCAACUGCUGACACAUAUGAGGUGUUGCCGCUAGCCAGAAGCGAAACUCAGGCAGAAAACGCUGACAUAAUUUUCCUGCCCAUGCGUCACAUAAGUAACCCCCUCUGUGGCUCAGUGGUAAGAGCGCCUACCUUUGGAUCGAAAAAUCCGAAUGGUCGUGAGUUCGAAUCUCACCAGGGUCAGAAAUUUUUCGUUUAUUAUAAAUUAAUAAAUGAAAAUAGUUUCUGUCCUUGUGGGAUCGGUCCUCACCGGAGGGACCGCAGACGUUCGGAUACAAUUAGCGUCUCUUUGCAAAGACAAUGACGUCGACUUUGCAAAGUAACAAGACACUUACUUAACACACACACUACACAUUACUCCCCUGAGUUAGUGGUAAGUUAUAGUAUAAAAAAUCAUUAUGAAAUUGACUGGCCAGUUGGUUGUGAAAACCAGUGCCAAUAAAACACAAAACACACACACGUCACAUAAGUGGUGCAACCUCACUUUUGCAACUGACAGUGACCGUUGUUUUUAUUUAAAUUUUAUAUUUAUAUAUAUGUUUUAUUUUAUAGUUUAUUUAUAUUUUAUUCUUAAAUUUUAUAUUUCAUAUUUAAUUAAUCACUACUUGUCAAAAAUAUCACAUCAUUUGGAAUGGUCUAUUCCUUAGAACAUCAAGUUCUAUUUUAUAAGUGGUGCACAAAGUCAAAUAUUUCUGUCCCAAUGGAAACGACAGUUAGAUUCGCUUUUGUGUAGUUAGUUAUUCUGUACCGAUAGUAAGGGCUAAUUGGGUCAAAUACCUCAUAGAACUGUCGAAUUGUUGAGUUCGACCUUAUUGUUUCGCCUUCAAGAUAAACCUUCAAGACUUGUUUUUGUUGAGUUCGACCUUACUACCUGAAUUUUUAAACCCAAAUUUCUCGAAACUUGCUUUUGUUGAGUUCGCCCUUACUAUCCGCAACGCCUCAUAUAAUAUUACAAUUGAUGUGGGUGAUUUACGACGAGAUAAUCAUGGAACAGUAUUUAAAUCAUUUCAUAUUUUGCCAUCGGAAUUUACGAGCAAAUUCUGGAGAGCCUUUUCCUUUUUAUAUAUGUGGAGAUAAAGCUUGUCUGUCAUUCCCAUAUCUUAGGGGGCCAUAUCCUCAAAGAAUUUUUAACUCUACAAGACGUAUUUUAACUUUAGGCUGUCACGAAGAAGAAAAAGUAUUGAAUGUGUGUUUUUAGAUUCUUAGUGUUCAAAUUUCGUAUAUUCGAAGGGCCAAUUUGUUGUGGGGCAGAAAUUUUAAAGAAAAUUGUGAGGCUGCUUGUAUUUUACACAAUUUUAUACGAAUACGAGAAGGAAAAUUAUCCAUUCCAAUGCAGUUCGAAUAUGACAACCCCAAUUUACAAAUUAAUGAACGUCAAGAUGGAUAUCGCUUAACGACAAUGGUAAUGAAACCACGAAAAUCUCUAGCUAUCUACUUUCUAAUGCCACAAUGAUCAAUAUUUCAAUGGAAAUAUGCAUAAAUUUUAUAUAUUUAUAAUAAGGAAAUAUAGAUUUUUUACUGUGUUAAAAAAUACAUUUUUUCUUACCUGUAUCAUUUACUUCUUUUGCGAUCUUCGUCCACGCCUUCUCGGUUACAUUCCUUUUGAAUUUAAAAAUAUAACUCAUUUUGCUCAAUCUGGUUAGAUUUUUUUGCUAUCUCAAAUUAAAAAAAAGUAUAUUAUUGAAAUAAGCAUAUAGUGGAUCUGAGACAUAACUGUCUAGUGAUGUUGGUAAUUUUUUUUGGGAAGUUAGGUUGCUAGGCGUGACUGGAAAUUACUACACAACCAAACAUACCUGCUCAUAGCCAAUACCUAUUAUUAAUAGUAAACAGACAUAAAUAACAUAAACCUUACGCCAAUCAAUAAUUUUUUAUUUACACCAUUAUAAUGUAUUGAUAACAAAUGAGAAAAUUAUUUAUUGUACAAAAUAAAAAUAUUUUGAAGAAAUAAAACCAUAAAAUUAUA